AUGUGGAAACCUCAUCAUCCACCCUCACAAUACAGGCUUUGCCAAAGAAUAUGGUCACAAACAUGCCAACACCAACGACGAAGCUAUCACCAAACCCUCCGACGAGAAAAAAAAUUAGAGAAAACCACAACACCAAUAACCCUCCGCACAUCCUUCGAUGACCUCCUCCCCACCGACCUAGGUACCUACUACGACACUCCACCCCCAACACCCUCCCAACUCAACGCUGCCUCACGCUUCUUCGCGCACACCCGCCAUUCCCCCGUCAAGCUGUACUCCGCGGCGCAAUUCCGCACCAUCCCAUUUGACAGUAAAGAACCCGAAGUCGCAUUCUUAGGAAAAACGAAUGUCGGGAAAAGUUCCCUUAUAAAUGCCCUCGUGGACGACGAGAUAUGUCGCAGCGGCGACAAACGCGGGAAGACCACAGAGAUGAACGCAUAUGGGAUUGGGGGCACGAAAGGCGGCGAAUCCAAAAUUGUGUUGUUGGAUAUGCCGGGGUAUGGAGCGGGGAGUAAACUUGAGCAGGGGGAGGAGAUUAUGAAGUAUUUGCAGAAGAGGAAACAACUCCGCAGGACAUUCAUCCUCAUCGACCUCAUACACGGCAUAAAAUCUCACGAUCAACAAAUCCUAACGUUACUCCGGCAAUACGCAAUCCCGCACCAACUCGUCGUCUCCAAAGUCGACAGGGUGCUAUGCGACAGAGUCCAAACCAUAAAGCACUGGCACUACGAACGAACAGUGCGAAUCGUAAAACUUGCCGGGCUGCAGCGUCAACUUGAUGAGUUGCGGACGAUGGAUCAGAUACCGUCUGACCCAAAUAGUCCACGGUAUGAGUUGGCGACGCAAUUGGCAGCUACCAAGGGGCCGCCGCCGUUGGGGGAGAUUAUUGCUGUUAGUGCCAUGAAGGAUGUUGCGAAAAAUAUGAAGAAGAGCUAUUUGAAUAUUGAUGCGUUGAGGUGGUCGAUUAUGCAGGCUACCGGGUUUGAUGGGAGUAUUCAGGGGACUCUCCAGCCGUAA
Molecule: messenger RNA, 1017 nt
Organism: Talaromyces marneffei
Lineage: Eukaryota; Fungi; Ascomycota; Eurotiomycetes; Eurotiales; Trichocomaceae
Exons: 2
Coding region: 1-1017 (338 amino acids)
Cellular component (GO): mitochondrion
Molecular function (GO): GTP binding
Source: RefSeq, a predicted model, not a curated record